Molecule: messenger RNA, 887 nt
Organism: Morone saxatilis (striped sea-bass)
Lineage: Eukaryota; Metazoa; Chordata; Actinopteri; Moronidae
Product: OCIA domain-containing protein 1
Exons: 8
Coding region: 1-723 (240 amino acids)
Cellular component (GO): endosome
Source: RefSeq, a predicted model, not a curated record
AUGUCAUCCACCACCACAGGUUUUACGGAGGACCGGCAGCAGACAGCAGCGCGGCCGCUAGUGGGCACGGAGUACAUCCCCACAGAAGAAGAGAAGAGAGUGUUUGGAGAGUGCAACACGGAGAGCUUUUGGUACAGAUCGGUGCCUUUCUCUGUGGCCGGCAUGGCGGUCACUCAAGCCCUCGUUUCCAGAGGGACUUUGUCUGCAUCUCCAAGGUUUGGAUCUCUACCCAAAGUGAUCUUUGCCGGCUUCUGUGGCUAUCUAGUUGGGAAAAUGUCAUACAUGAAGACGUGCCAGGAGAAGUUCAAGAGGUUGGAGAACUCCCCCCUGGGAGAUGCCCUCAGACAGAGGACAGGAAUGCCUCCACAAAUUUCCAAGGGUGCUCAGUCAGAGAUGAGUGACCCAGACACCCAGUCGUUUGACACCAUGUUCCAGUCAGCAGAAGCCCCCCAUCAGAGAACCUACAGUUCAGAGUCACCCGUGCAAAUGGGCAAAUCAAAUGACUUUGGCGCUCCAGAUACCACAGUUGAGUCAUAUGUGGACGAUGAGGAGCCCAGAAGAAAGGCCAUCCUCUAUGAGGACCUGAGGCUCAAGAACAGAGAGAAUUACGAGGUCACGUUAACUCAGAAGGCUGAGACAAUGCUCAAAGCAUCACCUGAGAAGGAGCCAAAUAGAUCCAAGAAAGAGACGAAGAACGCCUAUGGAGACACCUGGGACGAAUGAGUCCUGAUUUAAAAAUUAAGAUGUAAUCUAUGCUUGGCUUCACUGACACUGCAGUACAGUGGACAGCUCAGUAGCCAUAUUGCUCCACUGUAACUCAGCCCAUGUAUGAGUUUGUCAUGAAUAUGUCUUUGCGUGAGUCAAUUAAACCAAAUUUCCUGAGGAUU